UCCUUUGCUUCGUGUAUCACGAAAUGCAUUUUGUUGAUUUCAAAAAGUUUCAAUAUUAUUCUUAGGUGAAAGAAUCCACAAAAAUGUGAUUUAACACCUUAAAUCGGACACAGCGAUUUGCACAACUGAACUUGUGUCAUCACACUAGUUGCUUAAUUAGUGUGAUUAACUCAUGUAACUUCUUCUUUUCUUGUAUUUUCACCAUAAGAGAGCUCCGAGAAAGGACUUUUGAAGACACUGGCAAAGACUAAUCCAGUAUUAUUCUGCUUCUUGGAUUUUUUUCUUGGUUAGCUGAUAACUUGUGUGGAAAGAUUUUCUGGCGAUUUGGACCAGUGAUUCCCAACCAUUUUGCAGAUUCCAAGAAAAUGGCGGCCAUAACUCCAACUAGCUUUGACAUUAACAGAACAGCUGCAACUGAAGAAGACGGGCCAAAUGAUCUUUCUGACUAUGAAACAGAAAUCUUCUAUACUCGGUUGAAUCACUCUCUCAACAUCAUGUCAAUUGUCAUUUACUCUCUGGCUUUUAUCCUGGGUGUGCUGGGCAAUGGCUUGGUGAUCUGGGUAACAGGAUUCAUGAUGAAGAAAACUGUUAACACUGUAUGGUUCCUCAACCUUGCUGUGGCUGACUUCCUCUUCACAGCUUUCCUUCCACUGAGUGCGGUCUACAUCGCUUUGAAAUUCCACUGGCCUUUCGGGACAUUCAUGUGUAAGCUUAAUACUGCAGUUAGCACUCUUAACAUGUAUGCCAGUGUUUACAUAUUAAUGGUGAUAAGUAUCGACCGAUGUGUGGCUGUGGUGUUCCCUGUUUGGGCCCAGAACCACCGUAGGGUCAAGAGGGCUUCCCAUGUGAGUCUUUGUGUUUGGGUAGUGGCUCUGAUUCUAAGCAUUCCACCAUUCGUCUUCAGGGACACAGGACCGUCGUUCUUCAGCAAAGAUGUUAUUAACUGCUUCAACAACUAUGCAUUUUCUGAUGACUUCACACCCGAGUUGAAUCAGCUUCGACUGUUUCGCCAUCAGUCCCUAGCCCUGACUCGCUUCUUCCUAAGUUUUGCAAUCCCCUUCAGCAUCAUUGUCGCCUGUUAUGCUGUCAUCAUCCAUCGCAUCAGAAAGAAUCUCAACCUGGUUGGCCGAUCAAGUCGCACUUUUAAGAUCAUUGCUGCUAUUAUAAUUGUUUUUUUCCUCUGCUGGGCUCCCUUUCACAUCCUUGUUUUAAUGGAAGUAACCAGUCAUAGGCUUACAAGUGUAGAACUCCAAAAAGUUGUAAUGAUCGGGAGUCCAAUAGCCACAAGCUUGGCCUAUAUCAACAGUUGCCUUAAUCCGUUUCUCUAUGUGUUCAUGGGACAAGAUUUUAAGGAUAAAGCAUUCAAAUCAAUUUUGAGAGCACUGGAGAAUGCUUUCCAGGAGGAAGACUCUCAUGCAGAUUCAAAGACAGUUGAAACCAGUCAAGGUAAUGCAAAUAGUUAAUUAAAAAACAAAAACAAAUGAGCCCUAUCACAGAAAAAUUGCGUGACAUACAAAAAGAAGAUCAUUUUAAAAGCAAGUGCCAAAAACAUUGAUUCACCCUUUUAUCUGUAAUUGUUAAUAGAAGUAAUUUAAGAUGCAAGUCAUUUUCCAAUAUCUGAGACUCUUUUAUGCACAAGAUUGGUCACAAAUAGAGUGUGUCUUUGUUAAAGCCUCCAUGAAAUAUUUUUUAAUUUUAUUGCAAUCGCUUUUGUAACCGUUUUAUGCAAGUAUCCACCUUUCACAAUGAUUUUCCAUGCCCACUAAUAUUAGUAGCACAGAGCAAUGAGAAAAGCCUCCUGGAGUCUGCCACUUCCAGGUUCUAAACUGAGCCACAUCAAGCUUUGAGUAUAUAAAGCAUCAUUUAAAUGUAUUCAUCAGUAUUUGCUGUGGUUUACUUCUAUUGAUUUUUCCUGCAUGAUGAGUUUCUGUCUUCGUCACAUUUUUUUCACGAUCGUUUCACUGGAAGCCACCUUGUUCGGCUUGCUUGCCGCCAGGAGUAGGCCGUCUAACAUUUAGGUCAACUUUGGUUUUUGUCAAUGUCCUAUGUCGAUGAUGAUAUUUAGCCCUGAUGUCAUAGAUGUCACAGCUAAACACGUAUUGCACAGGUGAAUGACGAAUCAUUUUAUCACAGCAGGUGGAUCUCAUGUGAUGUACAGCACUUUGAAUUGCCUUGUGUUGAAUUGUGCAAUACAAAUAAAUUUGCCUUGCCUUGCAUUGUGAGCGUAUCGGGA
Molecule: messenger RNA, 2233 nt
Organism: Corythoichthys intestinalis (scribbled pipefish)
Lineage: Eukaryota; Metazoa; Chordata; Actinopteri; Syngnathiformes; Syngnathidae
Product: chemerin-like receptor 1
Exons: 3
Coding region: 366-1463 (365 amino acids)
Biological process (GO): inflammatory response; phospholipase C-activating G protein-coupled receptor signaling pathway; complement receptor mediated signaling pathway
Cellular component (GO): plasma membrane
Molecular function (GO): complement receptor activity; G protein-coupled receptor activity
Source: RefSeq, a predicted model, not a curated record